Messenger RNA from Ornithodoros turicata, 1298 nucleotides. RefSeq names its product uroporphyrinogen decarboxylase-like (gene Urod). Gene Ontology annotation, molecular function: uroporphyrinogen decarboxylase activity. Gene Ontology annotation, cellular component: cytosol. The transcript has a single exon. The coding region runs from base 179 to 1273 and encodes 364 amino acids. The record is from RefSeq and is a predicted model, not a curated record. Gene Ontology annotation, biological process: heme biosynthetic process. Lineage: Eukaryota; Metazoa; Arthropoda; Arachnida; Ixodida; Argasidae.
GGCGCGCGCAUUUUAAAGUUGACAAGGCACACAUCAAAGCUAACACGUGAAUGCUCGUGAACGGAGUUCGCAAGAUGAACGGUUCGACUCCGACGUUGCUUGGCUAACUUUGCUUUAGCGAAGACGUCUGAUAGUUCCUGAAGCACGCUGUCGACUAGGCAUAGUUGAGACACGCGAGAUGGCCACUGAGCUUCCUCCACUGAAAAAUGACCGUCUACUGCGGGUAGCAAGAGGUGAAAAAGUGGACCGAGUACCGGUCUGGUUGAUGCGUCAGGCCGGUCGGUAUCUACCAGAGUUUCGUGAGCUCCGUAGGGACUAUACGUACGACGAGAUCUGCCGCACGCCAAGGCUCGCAUGUGAAGCGACCAUGCAACCCCUACGUCGUUAUGAUGUCGAUGGUGCGGUUAUGUUUGCCGACAUGCUGGCUCUCCCCAGGGUAAUGGGACUUUCCGCUGAAAUGCUCACAGAGACAGGGCCCCACUUCCCGGAACCACUCGACGACCCAAAAGACCUCCGCAGGCUGAGAGAUCCAGAUGUAUCAAAGGAACUAAAGUACGCCUUCGACGCCAUCGCACAGGUACGGCGCGAACUGCAAGGCAGGGUGCCAGUCAUUGGCUUCAGUGGCGCACCUUGGACGCUGAUGAGCUACAUGAUUGAAGGUACCGGUAGCAAGACCAUGUCUAAGGCAAAGCGUUGGCUGUACGCUACACCCCGUGAAAGUCAUGAGCUUCUAGGGCGCCUUACAAACGUCAUCAUAGAGUACAUGACAAACCAAGUCAAGUACGGCGCUCAAUUUCUGUACCUUUUCGACACAAACGUGCGUGUUCUGGAUUCCCGCAUGUUCGCAGAGUUUGUAGUGCCAUACAUUAAAAGGAUCCGUGAAUAUGUGAAGGACAGCCUGGCCAGAGAGAACCUUCCCGAUGUGCCCAUGGCGCUUUUCCCAAUGGGUGCGCAUUAUGCUCUCGAUCAAGUGAGAGACAUUGGAUUUGAAGUCGUUGGCGUGGACUGGUGCAUCCCACCAAAGGCAGCGAGAGAAGUACUGGGUCCCAAUAUUACCUUGCAAGGUAACUUGGACCCAUGUGCACUGUAUGCAACUACUCCACGCAUCGCAGUUCAUGUGAAGAAUAUGCUAGCAGACUUUGGAACUGACAGAUACAUUGCCAAUCUGGGUCAUGGGCUCUACCCAGAUAUUGAACCUACAAAGGUGGCCGUUUUUGUUAAAACCGUGCAUCAGGAGUCCGCAAAAAUGAUAGCACACCCAGCCCCGCACUAAAUGGGAAUAAAUGGGAACAAAUUAA